Molecule: messenger RNA, 3799 nt
Organism: Candoia aspera
Lineage: Eukaryota; Metazoa; Chordata; Lepidosauria; Squamata; Candoiidae
Gene: CNST
Product: consortin, connexin sorting protein
Exons: 13
Coding region: 438-2555 (705 amino acids)
Biological process (GO): positive regulation of Golgi to plasma membrane protein transport
Cellular component (GO): plasma membrane; trans-Golgi network; transport vesicle
Molecular function (GO): connexin binding
Source: RefSeq, a predicted model, not a curated record
CCUUCUGUCUUCAUGGCGUGGUCCUCUCUAGGCGUCUGGUACUCGGUGGUGCACACCUUUGGCGCCUGCCACUGCGCUUCGGAAUCCGCCGGCGAGUGCCAGGUAGGUUCGCGCCCCGUUCUUUCUCUCUGGCUUCCCGAUUCGAAUUUGGCUGUGCCGGGGCGAGGGGCUCCCCGGAACUCUCGCGAGGUGGCCGCACACUGAGAUUGAAUUGAUGCUAAAUAACUCUGUCUUCUUUGUGCCUAAAAUGGUAAUCUCCUUGACCCUGCAAUAUGUUUAAGAAGCAUUUUACUUUAACAAAUAUGAAAACAUAUGUGGACGUAUCCAUGCAGCUAACAGGGUUUGAGCUGAACUCGAAGGAAACUUGAUUUUACUGGCAACAGAGCUGAGAGUUAUUUGGGCAAAGUGGAAAUAAAGUUCAUUGUAAGAAAGCUCUAAUGGAUGAUAGGGAAUCUCCUACAAAUGAUCUUCAGUUAAAUUUACAAGAUGUACUUCAUACUGACAUGCAUGAAGAAAGGGUCAAAACUUGCUUGGCUUCUUCUCCAGAUGAAAAUGAAAAUCAGUGUAAUAGUAGGAAGCAUAAUACCCUGAAAAGCUCUCACAGCACAAUGGGAAGGGUUGAGCAGGACAGCAUUAAUAACAACGAGGACAGUGGAGACUAUACAUCCUGCUUCCAAGAAGAUGAAAGUGAUAAGCCACGUAAAAGUUUGAAAUCAGAUAUGCCACAGAAGCUUGAUUCUGAAAAAAAGAAUUCGAGAAAAACAAAAAGCCCCAGCAGGAAAGACAUUUCUGCAGCCAAACAAGAGAAAGCUGACAUUACAGCAGUAUCUUAUGCACAAGGGGCAGAUGGAAACAAGACAAAUUCAAACCAUCCCCUGAAAGAACCAGCUCAAACUCUGCAAUUCCUCUUCUCUCUUCUUCAAGGGGAAUUUAAGCAAAUGGAUUCAAGUGUACUGCCCCUGUUCUUGCAUCAGAUUGCUGAAACUUAUUUUCAGGAUGGAGAAUAUGAGAAAGCAAUGAAGUUUAUUUGGCUUGAACAGUUAUAUCAUAAGCAAAUACUUGCAAAUCUUUCUUCUAUUCAGCAGCAAUGGGAGAAAAAAUGGAAAGCAACAGCAUGCAAUGAUGUUCCAAAUCUAAAGAAUUCUUCUAAAGAUCUGAAUAAUGAGGAGCUAGACAAACUUGCUGAAUUUUGCACAUCUCAUCAAGAGCCACUUGUCUCCAGAAACAAGCUAAUAAAUAAAGAAAUAUUCUUCAGAUGUGAACGGUUCACAAGUUUAAUGGCAUCUGAAGUUUUUAAAGAACAAAAUACUUCUACACAGGAUUCAGAUACUCAGAGCUGGCCAAGUAUUGAAGCGAAGAAAGGAAAUCAUCACAAAGAAAGAGAGAGGAAUGAAAGUUUCCAAUCUGAAAGCUGUUGUCUGAUCAAGGAAAAAGAAAGGCUUCAGCUAACUGUGAGGAAACACCAUCUCAAGGAGGAGCUCUGCAGUUCACAACCCACACUGAAUCAGCCAUUUGUUCUAUCCACAGAGACCCUGGACACGCCUUUCUUGCAGUGUUUAUCUUUGAGGGAUGCUAGUGAAGAUGACAGUCUGCCACUAAGGAAAGAACAGUUCUCUCAGGAUGGAGCAAAAAUAGAAGCAGCAGCUGAGAAGCCUGCGGCAAAGUGUUCUAGUGAGCCAAUGGUAGACGCAUUAGUUUGGACAGAUGCUGAUUAUAUACCUCCUGAUCUAAUUGCCACAGAUGAAAAUAUUUCAUCUGAAAGAAACAUACUCAGGACAAAACACUGUACAAGCUCUGUGGUGAUUGCCAGCAGCCAGUUGGAAAACAGCAUAUUAACUCAGCAGCAGCAGCAGCCUGAUUAUGAAAAUAAUAGGAAAUCUGUGCAGAACCAAACAUCAGGCGUUAGUGGGAAUGUGCAGUUUGACACUGAGAUGUCCAAACAGCCUAGUGUUGUAUGUGAAUGGAUACAGGAAGAAACAACAGUACUGGAAGAGAAAUGUGAAAGUGAAGAACCAGAAGGCUUCUUUGACCAGAUUUUAAAUGGUAGCAUAAAAAUUAGAGAAGGGGCCCUUAAAUUUCUAGAAACUCAAGAGGACUCUGAAAUCCUUCCACAUAUUCCACUUGAACAAGCACUUUAUUCUUCAUGGGAAGAUUAUUCACCAGAUGAAAGCUUUUCUUCGCUUGAUGAGCUUGCAAAGCGAAUACAGAUAGCAGAGACUGUUCCUGCAGAGGGGCUUGUGUCUAUAUUAAAAAAAAGAGAUGACAGUGAAGGAAAAACACUUGAUCAAAUCCAGCAGAGACAGUCAAAAAGAAGAGUGAGAUUCCAAGAAAUGGAAGAAACAUUAGAACAAGAGGAAGUUGGAGCUGGCUCCUGCAUUUUGCUGAUCUUACUGUGCGUAGCAACUGUAUUCCUUAGUAUCGGAGGAACAGCAUUAUACUGUACACUUGGCAAUGCAGAAUCCCCAGUAUGUACUGACUUUGCUGCCAAUGUGGACUUUUACUACAGCAACAUACAGCAGGGUAUAGAAGAACUUAAACACUGGAUAUCUUUAUAAUAGAAGAAGUAUGAACAUACAGUAAUAGUUUGCGGUUGCAGAAGGAAGAAAAAUAGUUCAAGCAUUUAAUAAUUUGGCACUUUCAGAAGAAGUAACAUGACAUAGGAAGCAUCUGUGUUGUACAUAGGAGCUACUUUCCAGUAAUCUGGAGUAUAUAAAUAGAGUUAUUAAUCAACUUUCACGAGGAAGCAUAAGAGACUGUCCUAACGUUCACCUUUUGGAAUGCUCAGAACAAUCUUCUGUUUACCAACUUAGAAAAAAAAAAGGUGAUCAUCUUUCCUAAAAUUUCCAGUCCUCAUACAAUCAUAUGCAAUCUGUGUAAACUUUAAUGCAAAACAGCUGAUUUUCCUUACAUCAUAAUGCAAAGAUAUUAUCUCCAAUUAUCAUGCAAUAAGUUCAUAUUUAAUGAAAACAAACCUUAUUUGGGAAUAAUGUAUUUUAUGUUUUUAAUUUUGAUGAAUUGUAAUAAUUUUGUUGUGCAUUGCCACAAACAUCAGAGCUCUCCAUUUAGAUGUUAUUUAAUUGUGCUGCAUUUUAGAAUGUAGCAGUUGUAGUAAGUGAUGCAUUUGUUACUUUCAUAUACAACCUUGGCAAAAUAUGCAGAGACUUUUAGUAAUAGAUACCUUAAAGAGGAUUUAUAAAAUAGGUUGUCUAUACAAAACAAAACAUAAAAUACAGCUGAAUACAUUUCAGUGCCAAUAAUAGCCGCCCAGGGUCAGCUGGAGUAAGGAGGUAUCCAAAUUAAAUAAAUAAUAAGUUAUGAUCCACAACUUUUAAAAAGAGUUCGCUUCACACAUUUAAUUUUUUAGAUCCAUUUUUAUGAUAUUUUAUGAUAUUUUAAGUGUUCAUCUAACCCUGGUUAGAUGAACAGGGUUAGAUGAACACUCAACAACUACAUUUAAAAACACUGACAUAAAACAUCUGAACUUGACAGAGCAGAUACAUUUUUCCUUUGAGUGUGGUCUUAGUAGCACAAGUGGGUUUCUUCUCUAUGACAAGCCAAAAUGGGCCUUGGACAAUAUCAAAUCUUCUUUUGGUUUUAUUAAAAUUACUGAUUUAUAUUUGUCCACAUUAUGAAGAAAAAGUAAACUCUGAAAAAUUGUAGCUUAGAAUGAAGAUAUAAAUUAAUCAGUUGAACAUCAGGCAUAUAUGGUAAUUUGUUCGAUUGUUGGGAGCCUCCCAGAGUUGUUGAGAGUCGGGUGGCAUACAAGUUUAAUAAAUUAUUAUGGUUGAUCACACAGCCA